AUGGAGCCGGCUUCGCUGACCAUAGAGCAGCUCUCACAGCUGGUGGUUUCCAAUGCUCCACCGUCACAGCUCUUUGAGGCCCUGUCGCGAUAUGAGCUUCAAGCAUGUAUCAUUUCUACCGGAGUUGGCAGUCACAACACAAGCAGUAGUGACUCUACACUAUUGAGCCUGUUCUACUCAAGCUUCUUUCUUGUGCAUCUUCUUACCGACCAAGUCUCUGAAGCUCGCGCCUUAACGAAACGAAUUCCCGAAGCCCUGCUGCAACAGGAUCCUUCUUUACAGAACUGCUUGACUUUACUGCGUGCGGUAUGGCAGACUGAACACGGCCAGGUCUACCAGGUACUCCGAGGGCUACCAUGGCCAGAAGUUUUGCAGCCGCUGGUUCAGAGAUAUGAAAGUUUCUUCCAAGACAAGACCUUGAUCGCAGUGAGCAGGUCCUACGAAGCCAUACGACUUGCUACAGCGGCAACCUACCUUGGUCUUAACGAAGAACUCGCCAAACAGGAAGAUUCAAACAUAAUAUCAAAUUUCACGAAAUGUGGAUGGACUUGGGAUCUGGAAUCAAAGCUGCUGCAUCCCAAACCUAUCGUCGUAUCGCCCGCGGAGCCUCAGUCCUCUAACGGGAUUCGCAAGGCAAUGGCGAUGCUGGGAACGCGUGCGGCUUAA
This is a messenger RNA of Penicillium vulpinum, 666 nucleotides long. RefSeq names its product CSN8/PSMD8/EIF3K family protein. The record is from RefSeq and is a predicted model, not a curated record. Gene Ontology annotation, cellular component: COP9 signalosome. The coding region runs from base 1 to 666 and encodes 221 amino acids. Lineage: Eukaryota; Fungi; Ascomycota; Eurotiomycetes; Eurotiales; Aspergillaceae. Gene Ontology annotation, biological process: protein deneddylation; COP9 signalosome assembly. The transcript is spliced from 3 exons.